UUCUUUCCCGUUUCCGAAGUCUUUUCACUAUCGGUCCAGUUAGCUGUCAGAAGUUUGCUGUCAGGUAAACCAUACUGUAGCGCUCGGGCAUUAUUAGUUGAAAUGGACAGCAAAAUUUUGAUUGCUCUCCUGGGAUGUCUGUGUGUGGCUUAUGCAGCGAAAGCCGAUCCAAAGCCGGUCGACAAAGCGACGGAGAAAAUGGCCAAGGAUGCAUUUAUGGCCCUGGAUAAAAAGGGAAUGCCGCGACAGGCGAAAUGCGGCAUGAGCUUUCAGAAAGUGAUUUAUAAAACUUAUCAGAAGGAAGAAACCCGUGGAGGAACCAAGUAUUAUUUUGAAGUUGACCUGCAAUUUCGUGGUCCUGCUGCCGGUUCAAAAGGUCCUGAUUUUGUGAGGAAUAAGAAGAUGGUUGUUACUGUCCCCAAAGGAAACGGCAACCCUACUGUGGACGUUAGUCCCUGCGAAUAAUUGUUAUUUGCGCAGAUACUCUGUAUGUACAUACAUAUGCAAGGGAAGAAAUGGACGUCCUUCCCCGUAGACACUAGAUAUUGUUUCUAGCCACUUUACAGGUUGGAUGCUAGAACACUUUUAUGUGAAAGGUCACAAUGCAGUGGUGCACUGUGCAACAAAAUAAUAUCAUCCCCCGUACAUAUAUUAAUAUUGUUAUUGUACUGUUGUUGUACAAUUCUAGCUUUGAAUGACUGAACAUUUUGCUGGAAGAUGAAUUUAUGGCACUGCUGGUUACUGGUAAUACUCAAGUGUGUUGUCAAGUAAACAACGCACAAAAUCGCUUCGCUAAGAGAAACCUUCAAAAGAGGUGAAACUGAUAAAAUUCGUUUGACUUCG
Molecule: messenger RNA, 843 nt
Organism: Paramacrobiotus metropolitanus
Lineage: Eukaryota; Metazoa; Tardigrada; Eutardigrada; Parachela; Macrobiotidae
Exons: 3
Coding region: 103-465 (120 amino acids)
Source: RefSeq, a predicted model, not a curated record